CUCACUUAUAUUUGAAGCCCUUUUCUAAAUGUUGUCCAAAAAACAUAAUCAGUUUACUUACAGUUAUAUCAUUACCCGUUAAUUGAAAUAAAUUGAAGUGCAAAUAAAGUACAAAUAUAGAUAUACUGUGGAAAUAGAGAAUUGUAUACGAAAUGGUUCACUGGAGUGACUAUUCUCUACGAGGUUGGCUCAGUUUCCUCUCCUUCAUGCAUAUCGGAACUGCUUUCCGAUGCUUUUAUGACAAACACUUUCUCAGAGACAAAAUAUUUACGACCGAUGCGGCCAAUGACACUGCUUUUCAUCAUUUGUACGGAAUAUAUAAUAUAAUGACAUGUUUUAUACUCAUCCAGUCGUCCGUCUAUUUAUAUGUCAUGCCAAGCGCUAUAUUUCAAAUCGAUAUCAUCUUAUGGUUCAUCUCUAUUCCCAUUCAUAAUGAGUGCCUUGGAAACGACGAGAUCUGGAGCAUCGACGCAUCAGUGAAAGAGAUUGUCGUUUGUAUUGACCCCCAAAAUGGUUCCAAUGGCAGAGGAAUCGUAGACCACCGGCUCUUCCGCUGUUUCCGACGCAUUGCCAGACCAGAGGUCUCCGUGAAGAAGCGCCGGAUAUAUCUUAUCCUUUAUAUCAGUAAACUGCAAUUCAGACCACAUUUCAAUGAGUUCUCUGUUUCCCUCAUUCUUCUCAACCAAAUCUAUUUGUUCUUUCAGUUUAUUUCUGGCAAAGAAUUCAAUCCAAUUGUCUUCCCAGUCGUUGUUUUGGGCAAUAAUUCCGCAACAAGUGCUCACAUGAAAGCCAAACCGCUCGACACACUCUAUAUCAUCGCUCUUUCCGACCCACGACUCCUUCUUUCGCUUCUUUUUGGUCGCAAUUUCGUUAUUUCGCCUAACCUUCCGGAGUGUUGUCUGAGUGGAGACAUCGACAAGUGCUCCAUCACUAUAGCACCUCCCGGUCCCUUCACUUCCGGCACAACACAUAAUGGUUUGGGAACUCUCACUGUUUUGGUCGCGUCUAUGGCUUUCAUAGACUCGUAUUCACCCAAAAACAUCACUAAUCCGUCGGCCGACGAGUUCUUCUUCACGAAUACCAAUCCAUUGUCCACAUCAAUCAUCAAUGAGAAGAGUCGUGACAAUUGGUUCACUGACCACAUGUUCAUGCAUUUGGUCAUUGAAAACGAUAAUCACAUCAAUACAUCCAAUGCUAAUUCGCCUAACCUUCCGGAGUGUUGUCUGAGUGGAGACAUCGACAAGUGCUCCAUCACUAUAGCACCUCCCGAUCCCUUCACUUCCGGCACAACACAUAAUGGUUUGGGAACUCUCACUGUUUUGGUCGCUUCUAUGGCUUUCAUCGACUCGUAUUCACCCAAAAACAUCACUAAUCCGUCGGCCGACGAGUUCUUCUUCACGAAUACCAAUCCAUUGUCCACAUCAAUCAUCAAUGAGAAGAGUCGUGACAAUUGGUUCACUGACCACAUGUUCACGCAUUUGGUCAUUGAAAACGAUGGUCACAUCAUUACAUCCAAUGCUAAGUCUAUGGCCAUCGGUGGUAAUACUCCGGUCAACAAUCUCUGGCAACGACUGAAUCAAUUCAGUGACAAUUACUGUCACACGGAUUGCGAUCCAGUAGUGAAUCGAUUGAUUCAAUUGAAACAAUUGCAGACAAACGCCGCAAACGACUCGCGAGUGAAGACAGCGGUCGACACCGACAGCACCGCCGCCAAGACAUCCACACCUAUCGCUCAGAAGCGACACAGACCUGACAUUGACGACCACUACGACAAUGGAUGGCCAGAUCUGCCCGAAGAUUGUCUGCGAGACGGCGGUUCCGUUGACCACAUUGUCGACGAUUUGUCACCCAUUGUUAGGAAGAAAUGCCGCAAAACUAUAUUCAUCGCCGACAGCGACGAAGAGUUGGACAGGAUUUGUGACAAAACGAGUAUUGAAUACUAUACUAAGAAUCGGUUACUCGAGACUCACCGCAAACUCGAUGACCGGGACGUGAAUCAACUCAAAGAACUGAACUACGAUUUAAUGACACAAAUCUGCGAUUCAAUGAAGUCCUGUAUUGACGACAAUAAAGUGGUUGAUGUGAACCAAAUGAGCGCAUUCCUCGACAUCAGGACCAAAAUCAUUAGUCGAUUAACGCCUCAAAGCAAUGGAUCAGUUGUGAGCGAAACCCAACAGUCGGACAAUUAUAUACAUUUUGUGGGAUAA
Molecule: messenger RNA, 2207 nt
Organism: Medioppia subpectinata
Lineage: Eukaryota; Metazoa; Arthropoda; Arachnida; Sarcoptiformes; Oppiidae
Source: the annotation of a GenBank genome assembly